Molecule: messenger RNA, 1236 nt
Organism: Geodia barretti
Lineage: Eukaryota; Metazoa; Porifera; Demospongiae; Tetractinellida; Geodiidae
Source: the annotation of a GenBank genome assembly
UUGCUCAGCCCCGAGACGCUGGACACUAUCGUCAACCGCGGCGUUAGCGAGAUCAUUUCCCGCGACGAGUUCGUGCGCAUGCUGAAUUCGGGGCGUCCUCUGCGGCUGAAGAUGGGAUUCGACCCCAGCCGACCCGACAUACACCUUGGACACGUGGUCGGCCUCCGCAAGCUCCGGCAGCUACAGGAGCUCGGACAUCAGGUCAUCCUGAUCGUCGGUGACUGGACCGCCCAGAUCGGCGACCCCAGUGGGCAGUCUGCGACCCGCCCCAUGCUAACGCACGAGCAGGUGAUGGAAAACGCCCAGUCCUACCUGCGCCAGUUUUUCAAGGUGGUGGAUGAGGAUCGGGCACAGGUGGUCCAGCAGAGCGAGUGGUUCGGCAAGUUCACGCUCGCGGACGUCAUUGGUCUGACCGGCCGCUUCACAGUAGCCCAGUUCCUGCAGCGGGCCGACUUUGCCCAGCGAUUCGCCGAGCAGCGCGCCAUCGCGAUAACCGAGUUGCUGUAUCCCCUCCUGCAGGCUUACGACUCAGUCGUCAUCGAGUCCGACGUCGAAUUCGGCGGCACCGACCAGAUGUUCAACCUGCUGGUCGGGCGCGAACUGCAGGGAAUGAUGGGCCAGACUCCGCAGCAGUGCUUCAUGAUGCCGAUACUGGUGGGAACCGACGGUGUCCAGAAGAUGAGCAAGAGUUUGGACAACUACGUGGCCGUGGACGAACGCCCCGAGGAAAUGUACGGCAAGAUCAUGUCCAUCGGCGACAGCCAGAUCGCCAACUACUACGAACUCCUGACCGAUCUACCGGCGUCCAGCCUUGCCGACUUGCAGCGGGAUUUGAGCCAGGAUUCGGUCAACCCCAUGGAGCACAAGAAGCGUCUGGCGUGGGAUAUAACCAACCAGUUUCACGACCCGGCCUCAGCCGAUGCCGCACAGGCCCACUUUGAGCGCGUCGUGCAGGGCCGCAACCUGCCAGAUGAGAUGCCGGAGCUGUCUCUGGCCGAUCUGAAAGAGCAGGCCGAUGCCCCGGAUGGUGCCAUUCGCGCCGACCGCCUGCUGGUGGCCACGGGUCUUGCCCCCAGCAAUGCCGAGGCCAGACGCCUCCUUACCCAGGGAGCUGUGGAGCUUCUCACCGCCACAGGUGGUUCCAGCCGCCUGGACGACGAACGAGCCUUCGUCAGUCCGAGUGCAGGUGACGUGCUGCGGGCUGGACGCCGGCGGUUCGUCCGCUUCACCGGGUAA